Phanerochaete carnosa HHB-10118-sp is the source of this 1171-nucleotide messenger RNA. RefSeq lists its product as uncharacterized. NCBI's taxonomy places the organism in Eukaryota, Fungi, Basidiomycota, Agaricomycetes, Polyporales, Phanerochaetaceae. The transcript has a single exon. The record is from RefSeq and is a predicted model, not a curated record. The coding region runs from base 1 to 1143 and encodes 380 amino acids.
AUGGAACGCUGUCCCUUCGAACUGUGGGGAAAGAUUGUAGCCUUUGCUUGCACGGAUGGCGGGCACACAGGGUGCUCACUGUCUCUCGUGUCUCGUACAAUGCAUGACGUCGUCAAACCCGUACGCUACCACUCGGUGUCUCUCGUCGGAGAAAGGCAGCUUCACGCAUUCGUAGCUCGGCUUGCUGCACUGAACCUUCCGCCCGUCAUCCACCAUCUCUUCAUAUCAGUCGAGAUGCCCAGGUACAAUACUAUGACGAUUAUGGAAGAGUCUCUUGCACUAGAAGUGCUGGAGACUGCGCAGGCUAAACCUACGAGCAAGACAGAAAUGGAGCUCAUGAUGCGCAACAUUCUCUCCUCUUCCGCGUCCAACCUGUAUAGUCUCGUUAUCCACAACUACUACGACUUCGAUCUCACGGUCAACCUCCCAGACUUUCCCCUUCUCCAUGACAUCACGAUCGGUUACGUUCCCAGCGAUUGUGCAGCAGACGCGCACGCGCGUUUCCCAUCGCUGCGCCGCCUACACUUGCUGUCAAUCUCUCGUAGAAUGCCCGUCUGCUGGCUCAAGUUGAGGGAUUUUGCACCGCACAUCACCCACUUCAGGAUGUCCAGCUUGAGCCUAGACCGGCACAUAUCUCCAUUCCUGCGCAUUUUGCUGGACAUUCCUCCUCCUCUAUGCCCACGGCGUUCACGCGAUGACUGCUUCUCGGGAAAAUACAUCCAUUAUCGUUCAGGAUCAGAGAAGGCGAAACAAGCUGUCAUUGUGGCUUCGCGGCUGUCUACUCUGGAGUACGUCUAUGUGCAGCCGAGAGUAGACUGUCCAAGCGGUCGGCGCGCACCUGGACAUCUCGCGCACAACCAAAUGAUGGAUGGCCUUAAGAGCAUCGCUUCCGCCUCAGCACGUGGCGAAGGCGUCGGGAAAUUCUUCCUCAUGCCUCAACAAGAAUUCUACACCCUCGACGAUUUACAUAAGGAUUGGAUAGAGACAGUCGAAGGCAACGACGGCCCGUGGCCAGGAGGACGAGGAGACUCCUUGUCGGCUGUUGUCCGUGCAAAGUGGCCGGAGGAGCACCCCGCAUAUCACCCUCUGCCCAGUUCCCUGCCUGCCGGCACCCAACGUGUACCUUGGCGUCAGCUAUUCUGAACGGGGCAGCCGUGAGUGUGUUAGACUG